AUGGCCCCUGGCAAGUUCAUCACCCUGGUCUCCAGUGAUGGCUUCGAGUACGUCGUCCAGCGAGAUGCGACGAUGGUCAGCCCUUUCAUCAAGAGCAUGCUCGACCCCAAGAGUCAGUUCUCGGAGGCCAGGACUGGCCGCUGUGUCUUUGAAGAGAUCAGUGGCGUGGUCCUCGAGAAGGUGGUAGAGUACUUCCACUACUGGUACAAGAACCGCGAGAACGAGGAUGUGCCAGACAUGGAGAUUCCGACCGAGCUGUGCCUCGAGCUUCUCAUGGCUGCCGACUACCUUGGCCUGGACAUACGCAUGUUGGAACCCUCCAACUGA
Thyridium curvatum is the source of this 327-nucleotide messenger RNA. RefSeq lists its product as uncharacterized. Gene Ontology annotation, molecular function: protein-macromolecule adaptor activity. The transcript has 3 exons. The record is from RefSeq and is a predicted model, not a curated record. Gene Ontology annotation, biological process: ubiquitin-dependent protein catabolic process. Gene Ontology annotation, cellular component: elongin complex. NCBI's taxonomy places the organism in Eukaryota, Fungi, Ascomycota, Sordariomycetes, Thyridiales, Thyridiaceae. The coding region runs from base 1 to 327 and encodes 108 amino acids.